Molecule: messenger RNA, 2724 nt
Organism: Oncorhynchus keta (chum salmon)
Lineage: Eukaryota; Metazoa; Chordata; Actinopteri; Salmoniformes; Salmonidae
Product: store-operated calcium entry regulator STIMATE-like
Exons: 8
Coding region: 1030-1863 (277 amino acids)
Biological process (GO): activation of store-operated calcium channel activity
Cellular component (GO): cortical endoplasmic reticulum; membrane
Molecular function (GO): calcium channel regulator activity
Source: RefSeq, a predicted model, not a curated record
AUUUGUGUCACGUCGAGCACGUGAACCUUCACGUCUUGUCAACAUGAGUGGGCAGUCUGAACAGACUCCGAAGGGAUGUAGCUUGAAAUUCAAGUGGUAAAUUAGCUAGCUGCAACGUAUGGACUGGAUACUCUGGUCACUAUUCAUAGAUUUUUAUGCUAAACAGCUUUUUCAAAUGAAAUCUGGAGUCGUGAGAAUAUCAAUAUAAUGCAUUUCAUACAUGCAGGAGGGAUCAAUUGCAAAUAACGUUACUUGGACUGGACCAGACUAUGUAGCUAAUUUAGCUAGCCUAGCUAAAUUACCGACGUUAGCAACUACCUUCUUCACGCUGGUAGCGUUAGGCUAGCUAAAAUGAUAACUGGUGGUUUGUACCUGACGCGAUAUUAGCGCAACACAUUUGUAUUUACUCAAGGCGCUUGAUAGCAUAGCUAGCUAACGUUAAGUGGUACAGAAAUAGCCUAAAUCAGCUAGCUUAAUUUGCAAGCUAAAAUGACAUGAAGAACAUACCUUGGGAUGACUCAUCUUUUACCCGACUGAUGUUAAAUGCAACUUUGUUGUUAAUGUUUCCGUUAGUAAAACAUUGAGUAGCUGCAUGCAAGUGUGGUAUAUGCGUGAAGUAUCCUUGUCCAUGCUUGCCUGUGUAUCUAGCUAAGCUAAUUAGUUCACGUUAGGUAGGGACCCAAGAUGGGUUUUGAUUUGUCAAAAGAAGAUGCUGACGCAUGGUAUGUAUCUCAUCCUUUUAUGGCUUUUCUGGAAUAAUAUUAUCAACAAUGGCAUUUGUUUGCUGACACUGGCUACGUAGGAAACGAAAAGAUAUGGAUCCGCGGUUAAAAGGGAGAAUGUUCCAUUACUAGUGUCUAGUUAUCGUUCUCAGUUUUCCCGAGAUUGUCUGCAUAACUAGCUAAUCGAUUGCUAGCUGGAUGACGAAGACACCCAUUCUAUGUGGAUGAGACAUUUAAAUUGACGUUAUUGCUUGGCUAUCUACCUAUAUGCCAUCGCCCCAACAACCCAUUUUUUAUCUGGUCAACCAUGGCGGUUAGCGGGGUGAGUCUCCUUUCUCAAGUCGGGGACGUGGCUGCUCCGGCCGCUAUGUCCUCUUCCAAUACGUCAGUGUCCGCCAGUCCCACGCCAGAUGCGGACACCCGUGGCUGCGAGAACGGUGCCUUGAUGGACUCUUUCGGCAUCUUCCUGCAAGGCCUGCUAGCGAUGGUGGCCUUCAGUACGCUGAUGUUAAAGCGCUUCAGGGAGCCCAAGCAUGAGAGAAGGCCCUGGAGGAUCUGGUUCCUGGACACCUCCAAACAAGCCAUUGGGAUGCUGUUUAUUCACUUUGCCAAUGUCUACCUGUCUGACCUCACAGAGGAGGACCCCUGUUCACUUUACCUUAUAAACUUCCUCCUGGAUGCGUCUCUGGGCAUGCUGCUUAUCUAUGCCGGGGUGAGGACUGUCAGUGCCAUUGUAGAGUGGAGGCAGUGGGAUGCUCUACGCUUCGGAGAAUACGGAGAGCCUGUGCAGUGCACUGCAUGGGCGGGCCAGUGUGCUCUCUACAUCCUCAUCAUGAUGUUUGAGAAGGUCCUCAUCAUCCUGGUCCUACUCAUCCCCCAGUGGAAGAAGCUGGCUCUCCUGAACCCCAUAAACAAUCCUCAGUUGGAGCUGGCCAUCGUCAUGCUCAUCGUCCCAUUCUUCGUUAAUGCCCUGAUGUUUUGGGUGGUAGAUAACUUCCUGAUGAAGAAGGGGAGGACAAAAGCCAAGCUGGAGGAGCGGGAGGUGGGGGAGGAUGUGCGGGGCAACCGUAAGGUGCGCUACAGACGGGCACUCUCCCACGACGACUCGGAGUCUGAGAUUAAAGGGAGAGAUGCAUCCUGAUAAGCACAAGCAUACGACUGUUGAGGAACAAUUUUAAAUGUAAUUAUGGGGGGAUUUUUUAUUUAUUUUUUAAACACUUACUGUUAGGGUAAGUGGACCUAUUAAGCCCACUUAUCUUUGGAUGUAGAUAUUUUUCUUAAACAAAUUCUGCUGUUUUUAACCAAUUCAUCUGGUUGUUAUAUCCAUAAGUUUUUUUUCUUCCAAGCCAAUCAAAUGUUAUUGACAGUUAUGUGUAAAUUCCCACUAGCAGCCAAUUUCAAAGUUGCAAAAGGUGUGUAUUAACAUUGAAUUCUUACUUACAGGCCUUUCCCAACGAUACAGAGAGAAACAACAUUUAGAAAUGAUAAAAUAGUCAAACGCAUAAUAAUACACGUUGUCCUAGGUCUCUCUUUAUGUAGUGUUGUCUCUUGUCGUGAUGUGUGUUUGUCCUAUAUUGUUAUUUAAUUAUUAUUAUUUUAUCCCAGCCCCCUCAGGAGGCCUUUUGCCUUUUUGGUAGGCUGUCAUUGUAUAAAUUGUUACUAAUUGUGUUUAUUUAUUUAAAUAGGUCAGUUAAGAACAAAUUCUUAUUUACAAGGGGUUCCACUGCCGAGGUAAUUGAGGGAUAUAUGUACAUAUAACUAGGAAUAAAGUGACCAAUUAGUAAACCGCAGCAUGUGAUCAGUCAAAAAAAGUUGGUCCAGGUAUCUGUGUUUAACUAUUCAGUCUGGGUUCCACUAAACUAACAUAUGGAAUUGUUUUUGGAUAGUAAUACCAUGGAUCAUUUAGCUAUUUGAUUUCAAAUUUGAGGACCCCUUUAGGUAUAAAAAAAUUAUACAGUACUAGUCAAGUUUGGACACACCUACUCAUUCAAGGGUCUUUCUU